Messenger RNA from Sphaerodactylus townsendi, 4789 nucleotides. It is a transcript of the gene IL31RA, whose product is annotated as interleukin 31 receptor A. The record is from RefSeq and is a predicted model, not a curated record. Gene Ontology annotation, cellular component: signaling receptor complex; external side of plasma membrane. NCBI's taxonomy places the organism in Eukaryota, Metazoa, Chordata, Lepidosauria, Squamata, Sphaerodactylidae. The transcript has 16 exons. Gene Ontology annotation, molecular function: cytokine binding; cytokine receptor activity. Gene Ontology annotation, biological process: cytokine-mediated signaling pathway. Bases 604 to 3138 code for a protein of 844 amino acids.
UUGACUCACUGUGGUCCCUCUGGCUCAUGGACUUCUCCGAGGGCGCCACUCGAAAGCGGCUUAAUUGAUUCCAGCUUCCUGCCCUUCCCGGCCUCCCGAUGCCCGGGUUUCGUUUUUGCUUCUUGCUCGUCGAGGGCUGCCUCGGGAGAGCAAUUUGUCUUCGGAACAAGAUGUUUCCUCCCGUUUGCUCCCCCCGGGAGAUUCCUCUCUUUCCCCCAGCAUGCCUCCAAAUAGAAAUGGGGCUCGGUUUGCAGCAUGACUAAAUUCACUCUCAAUCCUAGGGAUGUUCUCGGCGUCUUGGAACCGUUCUCUGUAGUUUGCAGAACUUUUCUCCAACAGCAGCAGGAUUAAUCCUCCAUCGCAGUAGGGGGGGGGGGGGUUGGACCCCUUCAAGGACUUCAGGCUCCUGUCCCUUGAGCGGAUUUGUAUGGGCGCACCAUUCCGAUCUGGCGUGAGUCUUUAUCGCAGUAUGAGCAAACGGAAUCAGUUUCAGUAACAGUACUUUACUUACCUGGCUCAGAUCUUCAAAGAACGUUUCCAAGAACUUACAUCUUCUCAGGACGUUUUCACAGUGUUUGCUGCCUACCCAAAAUUCUAAUUAAAAUGCUAUACACUUUGGUUUGGACCUUAACAGUGCUUUGCAAAUUCUGUUUAGCAGUCUCAGGUGAUUUUCUUUUAAUAGAUGGAGAUGUGAACCAUCAUCGUAUGUUUCCUUUGUCCCCCAUAACUGAAAGAGGCUCACACCUGGAACUUUUCUGUAGUCUUGGCAAAAAGCUGUAUCCCUAUAAAAAUGCCAGCCAUAUAAUCUGGACAAUAAAUGGGAAUAGGAUUCCAAAGGAAAACUAUAUAAUUGUCAAUGACUCUGUCGCUGGAGUUGUUAUUCAUAAUUUCACUUACGGAGAGGCUAACGUGAAAUGCUAUGUUGACUUUCCAGUCGAAAAGCAACUUCUGGCUCACACUGAAGUUAAAUCAGGAUUUCCACCACAGAGACCUGAAAAUAUUUCUUGCAUUAAUUAUGGGGGCCAAAAUAUUACUUGCAGUUGGACUUUUGAAAAAGAUACGAACAUUGAAACAAACUACACAAUUAUUGGAAGCAAACACCCAGAUUUGAAAGACCAGUUUUUAAAUUACACAUGGAGAAGCAAGAAUAGUUCAAGAUUGUGGAAUUUCUCAACUAAAAUAUUCUAUCCUGAGUUUUGUAUCCAACUGAAAUUAGAAAAUCGAUUGGGGAAAGCAGAGUCAUCAUGUAUUCCACAAAGAUCAGAAGAAAUAUUGAAGCUUGACCCCCCUCCUGUUAAAGUGAAAAAAAUUCCAGGAGUGAAGAAAAUGCUAACAGUUUCCUGGGGAGGAGAUAUGGAGGAAAGCAAAUGCCAGAUACGAUACAGAAAUUUAAUGCAAAAUGACUUGAAAGACACCCACAUUGUCAGUAACAUUUCUCUGCAAAAUGAUUUUAAUCUCACCAAUCUGUGGAGUUUUACAGAAUAUGCUGUUGCCAUUCGGUGCAUUGUUCAUGGAUCAAGGUUCUGGAGCGAAUGGAGCAGAGAGCAGAAAGGAAUAACAGAGGAAGAAGCUCCCUCAAAAGAAGUGGACUUGUGGAGAGUGCUUGGAAAAUGCCAGCCCAAUGGAUCCCGACAGAUUCAUCUUUUCUGGAAGCAACUUAAAGAGAAUGAAUCUUUAGGAAUAAUAAAAGGUUACAGAAUCAGAUGCUUCACACAAAGCAACCGUUCCCAAGCAUGUGCAGAGAACACUACUAACAAGUUGGUCACUGUCCAGUUAACGGAGGAAGCCUAUCUGAUUAGUGUUAUUGCUUAUAAUGCAGCUGGAGAUUCCCCAGAGGCUGUUUUGACAAUUCCUUCAUGUUCUGAAGAAAGCCAGGACCAGCCGAGGGUGGUCAUGCUGAAUGCUUCUGCUUUAAAUGAACAGAUGAUUGUGGAAUGGAAAACAGAUCCAGAUAUACACAGCUUUGUGAUAGAAUGGUAUGAUGUGUUAGAAACGAAUGCAUCUGAAAGAUCAUGGCAAUACGUAAAAAAUGCAAGCAGCUGGAUAUUUCAGAAAGGAGCCUUUGAACAAUAUAAGUGUUACAACAUCUCGGUGUACCCUGUGUACAAAGAUGAAAUAAAAGCUCCAAGUUCUAUAACAACUUAUUUUGAGGAAGGACGUCCUUCACAUGGCCCUGCUGCAGAAGUAGAGAAUAUCGAUAAAAGCGAGGCUACCAUAAAGUGGAAGGAAAUAGAAAAAGCAAGCGCAAAUGGUGAUAUUAUUAACUACACUAUAUUCUACAGACCAGAAGGUGGCAAAGAGCUAGGAAAGACGGUAAAUGCUAGUCUUCUACAAUAUCGACUAAAGUUCUUGCAAGCCAACGUCAAAUAUACAGCUCAUAUUAUGGCAAGCACUAUUGCUGGUGGAACCAACGGGAGUGCUGUCACUUUCAUCACCAAUCAACUUAGCGUUGUAGAAAUAAUAUUUAUUAACGUUUUUGCUGUAAUGGUAAUGCUGUGCCUAAUCACUUUUGGGUUAUUGUGGGCCCUAAAAAGACGCAUGUUAAAAAGGAUUUUCUGGCCAAAAAUACCACAUCCUAAGUUACCUGAGAUGAUCCCGGGCAAUCUGGAGAAGCAGCUGAAAGAACCACAGUCUGAGGAGAACACAGUCAUUCCUGAGAUCAUCAGUAUUUUGAAAGUUGGGGAUCAUGACAAGCGUCAGCUGCUGGAUUUUGAGGAUUGCUUGGGACAGACAAAGGUCACUGAAGAAGGUGCCGUUUGCUUGCAUGAGGCCUCAGGCAGUGGAGGACACGAAGCUAUAAAACCUCUCUUACAGACACCCACCACCCUUGGUCAACAACUAGUUCCAGCACCAGUGAGCCAGCAGCCACCAUUGCAAAGAUCAGAAGAAAGCUUAUCAGAACAUUGUCAGAAAUCAAAUCAUAGCAAUGAGGAAAAACAAGAUCAGCCAAAUACAAAAGAGAAAACUGAAUUCAAUCCCUAUUUAAGGAAUUCUGUCCACACAAGGGAGUUUCUGGUGGGUGAGAACUUGUCAUUCUCAAAGAAGACAGGCAGAAAGAAAGAGACUGUUCCUGGUGCCCCUUGUAGGUCAAGCGAUAACGGGCAACAGUAUGUGGCACUGGAUGCAGUUGUGCUGUGACUAAGUACUAAUGAGUUGCAGAGUACUUAAAAUGCUUUGGAUCAGAGUAACUUCCUGAAGCAUACAGUUCCUGCUGAACUCACGGACUAGAGAGAGAGAGUCACUACUCCUGCUGCUUUAGUUGUUUCCUGGGAACACUGGACUUUUCUCAAUAAUUUUUCAUGGCUUUUCUGCAAAGUUUCGUGUUUUGUCAAAAAGAAAAUAGUGGUAAUUCAUCCCAGUCCCCAUUGCUUGCUUAGAUUGUUUGCGACUUAUCCCUUUAAGGCAGUGGGUGCUAAUCCCCCUCUCCUGGGUUUCGAAACAAAGAUGAGUGACCAAGUGGAAUACAGAAUACAAAUACUUUUUUGUCCAACCCUAUUCUUGAAGUAUAUUAAUAGACACAGAAGGAUGUUAGUUAUCUACCUCAACUCUUUCAUUUAACCCAGCUAUUUUGUUCAGCUCUCCUGACUCCAACUCACUUCACCUCCUUUAUUACCUUCCCCUACUUUGACAUUUCACUAUUUUACCUCAUGCAACUUUAGAAAUGCAUGAACAAAAUCAGCCGUGUUCUAUGAGGCAAGUCUUGAACAGGGCCCAACUGCAGAAUUUGAAGCACAGUCCCGUUCUGAAUAUCUCCACCUGCAAGAUAGUUAUACAGCGGUCUACUAAAAUUCUAGAGUACUCUUUUUAGCAGAGAAAGAGAAAUCAGGGAUCUUGAGAAAAUAAAUGUGUAGGGCUUGCUUUAUAUAUUUUAAAUAUUGUACCUUAACAUUUAUUUUAUCUGCUUCUUUCUCCAGGGAACUGAAGUUCUCUCUUUUCCCCAUUUUAAUAUCACAGCAGGUCUAUGAGGAAGGUUAAGCUAGGGGUGGUUGGUUCAAGGUCAACCCAGGGAGCUUCAUGCCCAAAUGGACUUGAACCCGUGCCUCAGUGAUAUGAUCUAUCUCCUUUGCUGUACUUGAACCCACCCUUGUGGAGAUAUUAAGGCUGGAGUGGAAUUUGUUCAUCCCUGUUCUGGAAGCAGUCACAGAUACGCGGAGGGGGGUGGUGCAUUGUAAACUAGGGCCACUUGUAAGUGCAGGUGGGCUAAGAACCAUUUCCCAUCAUGAAUACAUCCAUUACAAUCAGACCCCGUAACUACCAGCAGCUUUGAGAUGUAAGGCAGUGAAUCUUCUGCUUUAGUAUAAAUGCCUGAGACACAAGGUAAGAAGUAAAGGCACAUGGUAUCAAUUUACUUUUGUAUGUGCCAUCACAUACAGAUAGUAUUAAAAUACAAUACCAACAAGUACUGAGUACCAAGCAGUGUCUUUCUUUUAAUGGUUACUUUUAUAAUAGUAUAUUAGUUUUUUUUAAAAAAGGCAACAUACAUGUACAGCAAAGGGUAGUCCCUAGAAAGACAUUUACUAAUACAGACAAUAACAGUAUAGCUUUCAUAAUGUAUAUGACAGGGGACAUGCAUUUUGAAAACAGGAUGGGUGUUGACAUUUCUGUGCAAAGUGUACAAGUGCUCUUUCUUACUUUCCCUUUAAUGCCGAACUGUGCUUAGCUAAAGCAGCUAUCCAGAAAAAACCACCUGGGAAUUACUCAAGACACCACAGGGAACUGUGCUUGCCGAUGCCUAUGGGUGGGAUGUCCCCACUGGAGUCUAACAAAAUUAAAAGUAUAUUGGGACAAA